This is a messenger RNA of Eufriesea mexicana, 3534 nucleotides long. It is a transcript of the gene SMC2, whose product is annotated as structural maintenance of chromosomes 2. The coding region runs from base 1 to 3534 and encodes 1177 amino acids. Gene Ontology annotation, biological process: chromosome organization. Lineage: Eukaryota; Metazoa; Arthropoda; Insecta; Hymenoptera; Apidae. Gene Ontology annotation, cellular component: chromosome. The record is from RefSeq and is a predicted model, not a curated record. Gene Ontology annotation, molecular function: ATP hydrolysis activity; ATP binding; protein binding. The transcript has 8 exons.
AUGUAUGUAAAAUCUAUGGUAUUAGAAGGUUUUAAAUCGUAUGGAAAAAGAAUCGAAAUAAAUGGUUUUGACAAAGAAUUCAAUGCGAUCACAGGAUUUAAUGGUAGCGGGAAAUCAAACAUUCUCGAUGCGAUAUGCUUUGUUUUGGGUAUUACGAACCUUGGACAGGUACGUGCAACAUCAUUACAAGAUUUAGUUUAUAAAUCUGGUCAAGCAGGUGUAAAGAAAGCUAGUGUUACUAUAACAUUUGAUAAUAGAGAUAGAAGUUCAUCUCCCAUGGGAUAUGAACAUCAUGAAGAAAUAAUAGUUACAAGACAAGUUGUAAUUGGUGGUAAAAAUAAAUAUUUAAUUAAUGGAUCCAAUGUACCAAAUAAACGUGUCCAAGAUAUGUUUUGUUCUGUUCAAUUAAAUGUAAAUAAUCCACAUUUUUUAAUAAUGCAAGGAAGAAUUACAAAAGUUUUAAAUAUGAAACCUAUGGAAAUUUUAUCUAUGAUAGAAGAAGCUGCUGGUACUCGAAUGUAUGAAAAUAAAAAAGAAGCUGCUUUGAAAACUAUAGAAAAAAAGGAUAGUAAACUAAAGGAGAUAAAUAAUAUUUUGAAAGAAGAGAUAGGUCCAAGAUUAACAAAGCUAAAAGAAGAAAAAAUACAAUAUGUUGAAUUUCAACGUGUAGAAAGAGAAUUAGAACACUGUAGAAGAAUUUGUCUAGCAUGGAAAUAUAUCACAGUCUUAAAUGAAAGUGAAGGUGCAGAAGAAAAUGUACAAAUUGUUAAAAAUAAAAUAGAAGAGAAAACAAAAAACAUUACUAUUGGUGAAGAAGAACUUAAAAAUAUAGAGCAAGAACUUGAUGAAAUAGCUAGGAAAAGGGAUACAGAAACAGGAGAUCAAUUAGAAUCCAUGGAGAAAGAAUUAAAAGAAGUAGAAAAGAAGCAAUUUAAGUUGACAGCUGAAGUUAAUAGCAAUAAAGAAAGUAUUAAAGCUGCUAAAAAAGCAGUUGAGCAAUUAAUGGCUAAUAUAACUGAUGAUGAAAAUGCUUUUACAUUAAAGCAAAAAGAAUUUGCUAAAGUUGAAGAUCUUUUUAAGACAUUAAAAGAAAGAGAUGAACAGGAUCAUAAAGCAGUAUUACUUGCACAAGAAAAGUAUCAAAAAAUUAGUUCUGGUUUACUAGAAAAUCAAGAUGGUGAAAAUGCCACAUUGGAGCAACAACUAAUAAAUGCUAAACAGAAUCUAGUAGAAGCACAAACACAGUGCAAACAGCAUGAAAUGACAUUAAAUCAUAAUAAAGAGCAACUGAAGAACAAAAAAGUAGAUUUGAAAAAUACUGGAGAUGAAUACAAAAAGUAUACUAAAGAUCUUGAAAAUAAAGAGAAAGAAGUAAAAAAUUUAGAAAAUGAAUUGAAGAAAUUAAAUUAUAAAGAUGGUUACAUAGAACAACUUAGAGAACAAAGACAUACAUUAAAGAAUGAAGUACUAACAUUAGAAGAAAAAGUAGAGCAGUUUGAAUUGAGGUACCCUCAAAUCAGAUUUGAAUAUAAGAAACCACAACCUAAUUUUAAUCACAACUCUGUGAAAGGUGUUGUAUGUAAACUAAUCACAGUAAAAGAUAAAAAAGCAGCAUAUGCUCUAGACAUUGCUGCAGGAGGAAAGUUAUAUAAUGUAAUAGUAGAUACAGAAACUACUAGUAAGAAAAUACUUCAGCAUGGUCAAUUACAAAAACGUGUAACCAUUAUUCCUCUGAAUAAAGUAAGUGGAAGACCCAUGGAUAAUCAAUUACUUCAUUUGGCACAAAGAGUAGGUGGUACGGAAAAUGUUCGACCUGCUUUAUCUCUCAUAGAUUUUCCAGAGGAAACUAGAUCUGCUAUGACAUGGAUUUUUGGACAAAUCUUUAUUUGUAAAGAUAUUGAAAUUGCGAAAAAAAUAGCAUUUCAUGAAAACAUAAUGAAAAAAUGCGUCACUUUAGACGGAGAUGUCGUUGAUCCUGCUGGCAUAUUAUCUGGUGGUGCACCAUUAAAAACUGGAUCAAUUCUUUUAAAAUUAGACGAAUUAAAAGAUAUACAAAAUGAACUAAAUACCAAACAACAGAAUCUUCAAAACAUUGAGACUACAUUGACAAAUGUAAACAAUAUUGCUGAGAAGUAUGCAUCAUUAAAACAAACAUUUGAUUUACGGAAUUAUGAAAUCAAUGUGCUGAAACAAAGAUUAGAACAAACAGAAUAUUAUAGAAUAAAACAUGAGAUUGAUAUGUUGGAGAAAAGUAUUGAGGAGCUAUUAGGAUUAAUGGCAGUAGCAAAAAAGAAUGAAAAGGAAAGUACUGAACGUGCUCAAAAACUAGAACAUGAAUUAAAAGAUGCUGCUAAUAUUCGUGAGAAACAAUUAAAGGGAGCCAAAUCCGAGCUAGAAAAAUUAAAGAAAAAAGCCGAAAAUAGUCGUGAAGAAUGGCAAAAACGGGAACAAGAAGCAGAUAUACUUGAAUUGGAAAUAAAAGAAUUACAGAAAAGUAUUGAAGUUGGAAAAGAACAAUUAGUAGUAUCUGAAGAAAAGUUAAAUGCCCUACAAGAAAAAGAUAGUGCAUUGGAACAAGAAUUAAAUGAAGCAAAAGAUACUGUAAAACAAGUACAGUCAAAUAUAAAAGAACACAGAAGCUUAAUCAAUAAGCAAAAUGCUCACAUGCAGAAACUUAUAACACAAAAAGAAACCAUCAUGAAACAAAAUAAAGAAGCAGAAUUAGAUAUUAAGAAGUUAAAUCACGAAAUCAAUUCGAUUAAAAAUAUUGCUACAAAUUGUAAAGAAAAAGUUAUGGAACUUACGCGGAAGUAUGAAUGGAUUGAACAGGACAAGAUCUAUUUUGGAAAAACAGGUGGUAUUUACGAUUUUAAUGUUAAUAAACCCAAUGAAAUGGAACAAAAAGUACAACAAUUACAAUCGAUGCGUGAAAAACUAAGUCGAAGUAUUAAUACACGCGCUAUUAGUCUUCUUGAUAGGGAAGAAGAGCAAUAUAAUGAAAUGAUGAAGAAAAAGAAAAUAGUUGAAAAUGAUAAAAGGAAAAUAUUAGAGACAAUUAAGCAUUUAGAUGAAAAAAAGAGAGAAACAUUACUGAAAGCUUGGGAACAAGUAAACAAAGAUUUUGGAUCAAUUUUUAGUAGUUUACUACCAGGAGCUGAUGCAAAGUUACAACCUCCUGAGAAUCAAACAGUUACAGAAGGGUUAGAAGUGAAAAUUGCAUUUUCUGGAGUUUGGAAAGAAUCAUUAGGAGAAUUAUCAGGGGGACAAAAAUCUUUGGUUGCUUUAUCUUUAAUCUUGGCUAUGCUUUUAUUUAAACCUGCUCCACUUUAUAUUUUGGACGAGGUUGAUGCUGCAUUGGAUCUUUCUCAUACAGAGAAUAUUGGUAUGAUGUUAAAAAGACAUUUUAAACAUUCACAAUUUAUUGUUGUGUCAUUAAAGGAUGGAAUGUUCAACAAUGCUAAUGUAAUAUUUACAACUAAGUUUGUUGAUGGAAUGUCAACUAUAUCUAGAAGUGAAAAAAUACGAAGUAAGUAA